Molecule: messenger RNA, 938 nt
Organism: Clarias gariepinus (North African catfish)
Lineage: Eukaryota; Metazoa; Chordata; Actinopteri; Siluriformes; Clariidae
Product: G2/M phase-specific E3 ubiquitin-protein ligase-like
Exons: 4
Coding region: 609-938 (109 amino acids)
Source: RefSeq, a predicted model, not a curated record
GAUGGCAUGUAUGCCCUUCAACAUGCAUCUCCUGGUCAGCCAUUGCUGCCUGAGUCCACCAUCCAGCCACCAAUGGCUGUUCCCUCCAGCCAGCCACUGCUCACACUGUGUUCCACUGAACCAAGGUUCUCUGUGCCUUCUAUUCUGCCACCACUGCCUGAAUCCUCCACCCAGCCAUUACUUCCUGUUCACUCCAGCCAGCCACCAGUCACCAAUCACAGGGUUUAGAAACCCUGUUUUUUCAAGAUGAAGAACCACUCACUGCUUCACCUGCCCAGGAACCAAUCAUUAUUCUUGAUGAAUAAGAGGAGCCAGUUUCACAAAAUCUGUCUCCCCAAUCACUACAUGACCUCAAAGGACCCGUGAAUGAGAUUGAUCUACAGACCAUACUGAAAAAACUAGUCAGCAAAGUUGAUGGAAGCUCCUGCCCAACAAGCAACCAAAUAAAUGUAUGUAGGAAUAACAUUUUCCUGGGUAGCUUGCGGGCAUUCAAACGUAGGCACUUUAACCCUGAAGCAAAGUUAGACGUUGUGUUUGUGGAUGAAAAUGACAAUGCUGAAGGGGCAGUUGAUGAAGGUGGCCCAACAAGAGAAUACUUAAGGCUGUUGAUGAGGGCCAUCCAUGAGUCAAACGUCUUUGAGGGCCAUGAGAAGAACCGGCAGUUGUGCCUUGAUACUCAAGCUUUGCAGACAAAACUGUACACAGUCGUGGGAAAAAUGAUAGCUGUGUGUGGUGUUCAUGGAGGAGUUGGUCCACACUUUUUCUCCGAAAGGCUUUUUCAGAAGAUCUGUGGAUUACCAACACCUCCUACCAUGGUAGAUGAAGUUGGUGACCAUACCUUCAGGGAACAAUUAAUCAAAAUAAAGGAAGCAAUGACCACCCAGGAGGCGAACAGUGCCAUUGCAGAGGCAGCAGACAGUCUCAGCAUUAUACAGUAG